GCGGCGCUGCUGACCGUCUGUUCGAAGGAUUGUUUACAUUGUUUACUGGUUUUCCAAAAAAUUGAGAUAUUAAUAUUUCUAUGUCUCUCUCUAAAGGAGACCACAGCAGCGGUACUGGACAUUAGUAGUUAUCGCCACGCUAACAUGGCAAGCUGGACCCCCAACAGUUCAAUUGCAUGAGAUAGAAAAACAAAACGAAAUAAUUAAACGAUCAUGAUUAUAUAUAUAUUAUCACUAGCAGGCGUGGCAUUGGGUGCUUAUUUAUUGUCAUGGCUUAGAUGCCAUUCUAAAGCAUUAAAAUACGACAGCCAAGCUAGGGUGGAUGGUAAAACCGUACUAAUUACAGGUGCUUCUUCGGGGAUCGGAAAGGCAACGGCUGAACACCUCCUCUCGCGAGGAGCCAGAGUCAUCUUAGCAUGCCGUAACUUAACGAAGACGAAGACGGCAGUCGAUGAAAUACUUUCCUCAACUGGUGUUGAUGGGAAAAUGGUCAGUAUUGUCCAUUUGGAUCUAUCUGACCUGGACAGUGUCCGAAAAUGUGCGAAAGAGGUUAUAGAUACAGAAAAGCAACUUGAUGUCCUGAUCAACAAUGCAGGCGCUAACUCAGAGAAGGGGAAGACAACAAAACAGGGACACAACUUUAUUUUUGGUGCCAACUACAUUGGACCAUUCCUUCUGACCUACAUGCUUUUGGAUUUGCUUAAGAAAUCUGCGCCAAGCCGCAUAAUUAAUGUAAGCUCUUUAAUGCAUGCUUCAGUAAGAGAAUCAGAGAUUUCUUUUCAUCCAAAUAAUUCAUCGUCCUCACCUCGUGUUGAAUUUCCGAACUGGAAAGACUAUGCAUUUAGUAAACUUGCUCAGAUCUGGCAAACAAAUGUCCUGGCUGAGAAGCUAUCUGCAGACAAUGUAACAGCCAAUAGCAUGAAUCCUGGUUAUGUUUAUUCUGGUAUAUGGUAUGUUGGCGACUGUUCCAUGUUUAGAAAAAUAUUUUUCCGUAGUUUAGGUUGGGCAUCCUCAAAAAUUGGUCGUACGUCCAAGGAUGCAGCGUUAACUGUUGUAUACAUGGCUGUUGAUCCAAGUUUGGAGAAGGUCAGUGGCUGUUAUUUCGAAAAUGUUGAGAUUUCAAAGAAUAUGUCUGCAUGUGCUAAGAAUAAAACUUUGGCCCAGAAAAUGUGGGAUGUUUCUAUGGAUAUGUGCGGACUUUCAAAAAAAUUUGAAUAAAAUUACUUAGAGAUAUGAAUUGAGACUUUUCCAGGUAAAACUUAACCUUCUAGUCCUACCACCAGGUAAUAAAAGAUCAGAUCACAAAACGAACUGUGAUUUAAUAUUGUCUGAAUAAGAUGAUCAGAAAGAUUGAAAAUCCAACUCCAACUUGUUUGUGAAAAAUGAUGCCAAUCAAAAGCUGUGCACACCUGAUGCCUGCCGGCUUCAAAGGUUCAUCAGCAGUGAAUGACCACCGAUGACCCCUCUAACCUACUGGUCUCUGGUAUACUGUUAUGUAUGAAAUUUCCAAAAAAUUUGAAUAAAAUUAUUUAGAGAUCCGAUUUAAAUAAAUAAAAGAAAGGACAAAGAUCCAAAUCUCUAUUU
Messenger RNA from Octopus sinensis (East Asian common octopus), 1584 nucleotides. Its product is annotated as retinol dehydrogenase 11. The record is from RefSeq and is a predicted model, not a curated record. The transcript has 2 exons. The coding region runs from base 214 to 1218 and encodes 334 amino acids. Lineage: Eukaryota; Metazoa; Mollusca; Cephalopoda; Octopoda; Octopodidae.